AUGGCGCAAGACGCAACCAAACGACCCAACUUCCUCAUCAUCGUCGCCGAUGAUCUCGGCUUCAGCGACUGCAGCUGCUUCGGCUCGGAAAUCCAAACCCCAAAUAUCGAUUCGCUUGCAAAUUCAAAUGGAGGAAUGCGAUUCACGGCGUUUCAUGUCGCCGCUGCUUGCUCACCCACGCGAUCGAUGCUUAUGACGGGUACGGAUCACCACUUAACAGGUCUGGGACAAUUGUCGGAAAUUAUUCGCAAUUCCCCUGCUCAUCAAGGUGCACCGGGCCAUGAAGGUUAUCUCAAUGAUAAAGUUGUUGCGAUUCCAGAGUUGUUAAAAGAGGGUGGAUAUCAUACUAUCAUGUCUGGGAAAUGGCAUCUGGGACUUAAGAAAGAGUAUGGACCACAUAAGCGAGGUUUCGAUCGGUCUUUUGCAUUACUACCUGGAUGUGCAAAUCAUUAUGGAUAUGAACCACAGUACGAAAAUGUUCUCGAGGAACCACCAAAUUUCUUCGAAACUGCCGUGACAGCCUUACAUAUGGAAGAUGGGGAAUAUCUGAGCAAGCUUCCAGACAACUUCUAUUCUUCAGAUCACUAUGCCUCUAAACUCAUUGAUUUCUUCUCUGAGCGAUCUGACGAGGAUCGAUCAAAACCUUUCUUUGCUUAUCUGCCAUUUUCCGCACCUCACUGGCCAUUACAAGCACCCAAAGCCUCUAUGGACAAAUAUCGUGGCUAUUACGAUGACGGUCCAGAGGCUCUCCGACUUCGCCGAUUACAGAAGCUGAAAGACCUAGGUAUGGUAGCUCCGGACGUCGUGCCCCAUGAAAUCGUCACCGUGGCUGGAGAGCCCGUGGAGUGGGAAAAGAUGCCACUCGAUGAACGAGCCAAGUCUUCUCGAUCGAUGGAGGCAUUUGCCGGGAUGGUAGAUCGUAUGGAUGAAAACAUCGGUCGAGUGGCCGAGUAUUUGAAAGAGACGGGAGAAUAUGACAACACAGUUAUCUGUUUUAUGUCGGAUAAUGGAGCAGAGGGGGCGAGUUAUGAGGCCACUCCAUUGAUUGGUGACAAUGUUGUUGAGCAUAUCCAGAAGUAUUACGAUAACUCACUGGAAAACAUUGGUCGCGGGAACUCAUUUGUUUGGUAUGGGAGUCAAUGGGCACAUGCAGCUACUGCACCGUCAAGACUAUACAAGACGUUUUCCACUGAGGGUGGAUGUCGAGUUCCACUGGUUGUGAAGCCGGUUUCUAACCAGAAUGACGGUGGUCUUGUUGUUGAUUCCUUCUGCACGGUUAUGGAUAUGGUUCCUACUAUACUGGAUUAUGCUGGAUUACAGCAUCCAGGAAGUACAUAUAAGGGGAAAGAUAUUGCGCCGGUACGAGGAGUGAGUUGGAAGCCGAUUCUGGACGCUGUGGCUGCCCCUGGCUCAUCUGGUGGAUCUGGAAUGUUGGCCAUCCAUGGUGAAGACCGGGUCACUGGCUGGGAGGUUGCUGGGAGCGGUGGUCUUCGAAAGGGCCUCUAUAAGAUUACUUAUGUGCCUCUUCCCAGAGGGCCACAGCGCUGGGAACUAUUCGAUAUCAUCAACGAUCCUGGCGAGACGACUGAUCUCAGUGAGCAGAAGCCUGAGGUUUACAAUGAGCUGCUCCAACUUUGGAGUGUCUAUGCCAAGGAGGUCGGUGUAGUUGGUCUCGCUGGUGAACUGAAGGAUGGACAUAUCAUUGAAGGAGUUUGUGAUGAAUUUGAAGACACGGGCCGUUGGAUUAAGUUCAUUGGCAAGAAGGAAAUACCUGCGGCAGUGGCAGACCAACUGCCUAAAUGA
This is a messenger RNA of Penicillium malachiteum, 1803 nucleotides long. RefSeq names its product arylsulfatase. The record is from RefSeq and is a predicted model, not a curated record. Bases 1 to 1803 code for a protein of 600 amino acids. Gene Ontology annotation, molecular function: arylsulfatase activity. Lineage: Eukaryota; Fungi; Ascomycota; Eurotiomycetes; Eurotiales; Aspergillaceae. The transcript has 2 exons.